This is a messenger RNA of Drosophila montana, 3111 nucleotides long. It is a transcript of the gene Gcn5, whose product is annotated as Gcn5 acetyltransferase. The transcript is spliced from 3 exons. Bases 187 to 2616 code for a protein of 809 amino acids. The record is from RefSeq and is a predicted model, not a curated record. Gene Ontology annotation, biological process: chromatin remodeling; positive regulation of transcription by RNA polymerase II. Gene Ontology annotation, molecular function: protein binding; histone H3 acetyltransferase activity. Gene Ontology annotation, cellular component: ATAC complex; nucleus. Lineage: Eukaryota; Metazoa; Arthropoda; Insecta; Diptera; Drosophilidae.
UUAUUUUAUUAUAUUUAACCAAUUCGAAACCCAUGUCAACAGAUGUAUAUACAUUUUAGCCAUGAUUCAGUGAUAUUCGCCAUCCCUUGAAACGCAGUAUUAGUUCACCAUCCCUCGUCAGCAUUUUCGCAUAUUGUGAAAUUGUAGUAAAUAUUAAUUUUUUGGAAACCCAGAAAACUUAAAGCCAUGUCUGGCGGUCCGGCAAUAACGCUGAAAAGCCAACCAAUUGAUGGAAGCAAUAGCAAUAGUGGAAAUGCUGCUGGCCAACAACAGCAAUCUGGGAAUAAUGCAGCGGCAGCGUCGUCCUCGUCUUCACAGGGCUCGGCUGGAAAUGUGCCACCAGCCCAGGAGGGCACACGGCAAAACAGCUUGCAGCGUAUACAGCAGCGAAAGCAGAAGGUAUUCAAUCUGCCAGAGGCACAGAAGCUGGCCAAAUUAUCAAUGUAUUCUGCGUGCCAAGCCGAGGGCUGCCGUUGCACUGGAUGGAAGACGCCACAGGAGAACAGGCAUCGAGAUGUCGAAUCUUCCUACUGUCCAGAGCUGAGCGAAGAGUGUCGCAACGCUAGUUGCCGCCAUCCACUGCGGUCUCACAUCUCUCAUCUGACUGAGAUUUCAAGGACAAGCAUGGACGACCUCUUGGGCGCAAUCAUUGAUAUGGAAAACCUGUUUAUGUCAAUGCAGCGCGUAGAGGACGAGGACACUAAAAAAGUGUAUUUGUAUUUGUUCAGGCUGCUCCGUCAAUGCGUCCUAACACGUCAGCAGGCUGUUAUUCGCGGUCCCUUGGGAGAUCCUCCAUUCGAGUCGCCGUGCAUUACAAAGGCUGUAUUGUCCCUGGUUUUCUACAAGUACAACCACUUGAACCCGACUGAGCUGCAGACCAUGACGGAGGUGGCCAAGACAUUCCUAAACUUCCUUAACCAUUACAACUUUGAGUCGCCUUCGGUACGCCGUAGCGAUGCCACUUUGACUCACGAGGACGCAUCAACCUAUAAGAUCAAUUAUACGCGCUGGCUUGUAUUUUGCCAUGUGCCCGCCUUUUGUAACUCCCUGCGGCAGUUCGAAACAUCUUUGGUAUUUGGACGAACUCUUCUGCGAACUGUUUUUCAAUAUAUGUCGCAGCAGCUGAAAAAGAAGUGUAUUUCCGAGCGUGAUCGCUUCCCCGAAGACAAAAGAUCGAUCAUCACGCAAAUGCCAAAGUUCUUGGAAGCAUUGAGAGCCGAACUGCUGAAAGAUGAUUCGCCCAUAUGGGAUUCCAGCUACAGGCCACCAAAUUCAUUCGUCAUGCAACAAAGGAAGCGUCAUCAGGAAGUGGCACCCCCAGCAACCAUUUCGGCUGCUGCUGCCGCAUCUGCUCCGAGCAGUAGUAAACGCUCCAGCGUUGGAGAACCAGUCCAUAAGAGGGCCAAAAAAGAGCCUGUCGAACGGGCUCCCAGCGAGAAUUUGGAUGACCUUCCAACCGAUGUAGUUUUGCGAGCCAUGAAAUCCGUUUCGGAGUCGAAAACCACAAACAAAGCUGAAAUCUUGUUUCCCGUCAAUGUUUCGCGCGAUGAAAAUGUCAAGGCCGAAGAGCAGAAGCGCGCCAUCGAGUUUCAUGUUGUGGGCAACUCGCUAACAAAGCCCGUGGACAAACAGACAAUCCUUUGGCUCCUGGGACUGCAGCUUGUGUUUGCGCAUCAGCUGCCCGAGAUGCCACGUGAAUACAUAAGCCAGCUGGUCUUUGACACCAAGCACAAGACCUUGGCACUUAUCAAGGAGAACCAGCCAAUUGGAGGAAUAUGUUUCAGACCAUUUCCCACCCAGGGCUUCACUGAAAUUGUAUUCUGUGCGGUUACAAUGGCGGAGCAAGUGAAGGGAUAUGGCACACAUCUGAUGAAUCACUUAAAGGAUUACAGCAUACAGCGUGGCAUUAAGCAUCUACUUACGUUUGCCGAUUGUGAUGCCAUAGGGUAUUUUAAAAAACAAGGUUUUUCCAAGGACAUCAAAUUGGCACGACCCGUCUAUGCGGGAUAUAUCAAGGAAUAUGACAGCGCUACGCUUAUGCACUGUGAGCUGCAUCCAAGUAUUGUGAAUACUCAAUUUAUUGCUGUUAUUCGGAAUCAAAGCGAGAUCCUUAAGGAGCUAAUUGCUCAGCGACACAAUGAGGUCCAAAAAGUUAGGCCUGGCUUAACAUGCUUCAAAGAGGGAUUGCCAUCUAUUCCAGUUGAAUCUAUUCCGGGUCUAAGAGAAAUCGGUUGGAAGCCACAAAUGCGUCCAGUGCGUGCCUCCCGCCCCUUGGAAGAAUCUACUGAUCCGGAAAAACUGGCCAAUUCUUUCCAAUCUGUAUUACAAUCUGUGCGCCAACAUGCCACAGCAUGGCCGUUCCUACGACCAGUCACUGCAGCCGAGGUUCCCGACUAUUACGAUCACAUCAAGUACCCCAUGGACUUGAAGACAAUGGGCGAACGUCUAAAAAAAGGUUAUUAUCAAACACGUCGCUUGUUUAUGGCAGAUAUGGCACGUAUUUUCUCAAAUUGUCGCUUCUACAAUUCUCCCGACACUGAGUAUUAUCGCUGCGCUAAUUCGCUCGAACGUUAUUUCCAAACCAAAAUGCGAGAGCUGGGCUUAUGGGACAAAUGAUUCGACGACCCUAUUUAUAUUGCUUGAACUGAGUAAAUUAGUUACAUCUUAUAUAUAUAUAUAUGAAUAUAACCAUCUAGGUAUUUCUGUCUCUGCGAAACUGAUCGAUGUGCACUGUUGUUUUCAUUUUACAUAGUUAUCAACAUCAAGUUACAAAACAUCUUCCGACAGAAGUACCUAAUGUGAAACUUUUAAUUAUUAUUUAUUCUUAGAAUAGUUAAUCUGAAAAAUUUACUGCUUCAACAUAUAAAUUAUAUUUAAUGUUUAUGUUCAUAUGUAUAAUUUCGAAAAUUAUGUUCUAGACCGGAACGGUUUUUGUAUCGCAAGCAGACGCAAGUUUGUUUCAACAAAUGAUAUACACUCUAUCAAAACGAUUGCGAUAAACUACAAACUGCAAAAUAGACUUUUGAAAAUAUGUUACUAUUAUGUUGGUUAAAUUCACAUAAAACUGUAAAACGGAAAGCUCAAUGGAUUUACUAAAAUAAAUAUUGGAAA